AUAAGAUCAAACUGACUAUCAUAUUUCAGUUAAAUACCGUUAACUUCCUUGUGAAUUUCCUCUAAGAAACGAAAGUGGAGAAGUCAUGGACUGGAUAAAGUAUCCCCUUAUUGGGGUUAUUUUAUCUUUUAUUGUGGGGGUUUAUUAUCGCCAAGAAACACAGAUAAAACAGUACAAAUUGCUCCUCGACAAAGCAUUAGAAAAAACCGCUUCCUUAGACCGACAGUUAAAUGAACUAAGUGGUACUGUGUUGACAAGCACGGAGAACAUUGCCGCAAUCAAGAAAAAGAUGGAAAAGACAAACAUUGCAGUGGAUGAAAUCCAAUCCAAGAAGACAAAAUCAUUGUCUUUGUCUGAGUCUAACAUAACUAGCUUGAGGAGUGACGUCAGAGAUAUGGAGGACUCGGUAACUACAAUUCAGGAGACCAUGGAGUCUCUACAGGAGCAGGUCAUCGACUUGGAAUCUCUGGUGUCCUCCGUGGACGCCAAGUGUGACGUCACAAGACGAGAACUGGAAGCUGUGAUACCGACUAUGACUGGAAAGAUCAACCUGUUGAUGCACAAAGCUCGAAACUGGCUCGGGGAUUUUAACGGUUCCAUGUCAUUUAACAGUUUCUCGUUACACAGUGAUUUGUACAUAUCAAAGGACGAGAAAGUUCUUAGCAAUUACUACUUUCCGUCAGCGAAGCCUGGUCCAGGAAUUUUCCCUCUCAUCAUCUACAAAGGAAUUAUGGGAAACGUCAAAAUAUCUUUAUUUGAUAAUUUAAAGUUCAAAUUCAUGGUAUGGUUUCACAUAAAGAAAACACUGGAAGAACAAAUCUUAAUUUUUGACUUUUCUCUCUGUUCAAAACGAGAUUUUGAUAAGAUGAUUUAUGGUGACAACUGUUAUGGGAUGCAGGGACAGAAGUACAAUGACAUGAUAGUAUUGUCGUUUGUUUCGAAGUCUCUCCUUCACGAAUUAAAGAACGAGUAUUACCCGGUGUCAACAGCAUCAGCUGGGACUAUAUACUCCCUGGCGUUCGAAAUACACAUUAAGGCCUUGCGUGGUAUUGUUACUUUUAGUGAGUACUUCAGUGGACGACUGAUCUACUCUAUGGAUUUUGUGGACUUUUCCGCAGGUCUCUAUCCCAUGUUUGGAGUGUACAACAAAGAUCGAGUACAUGUACAAUUAAUUAUGUUAUAAUUUUUAAUGAUA
Molecule: messenger RNA, 1195 nt
Organism: Saccostrea cuccullata (small rock oyster)
Lineage: Eukaryota; Metazoa; Mollusca; Bivalvia; Ostreida; Ostreidae
Exons: 2
Coding region: 86-1183 (365 amino acids)
Source: RefSeq, a predicted model, not a curated record